Molecule: messenger RNA, 819 nt
Organism: Caenorhabditis briggsae
Lineage: Eukaryota; Metazoa; Nematoda; Chromadorea; Rhabditida; Rhabditidae
Exons: 4
Coding region: 1-819 (272 amino acids)
Source: RefSeq, a predicted model, not a curated record
AUGAGAAUGUGGACAUUUCUCACCGCAGUAUGGUUUUCACUUGUCUGUAUCACUUUUUGCCAUAAAUCCCGACCAAGGCGACACUAUUCAAAUGAUUAUAGGAAGGGUACCCCCGCUUGUGAUGUUGUGUGUGAAGGACAAUGGAAAAACGAAUUUCAUGCUAACUUCCAUAAAAUCUAUGACACCGACUAUUUCGAGAUUCCCUUGGACACUGCAAUCGUGAAGAAUCGAAACAAUCUAAAAAUGUUCUGCUCAUCAACAAUGCAAAAGUAUGCUUGCCUUCGAAACGAAUGCAGAAUGCACCGUACCCCUUGGUCAGCAGAAAAGCAUAUAUGUAUGCAGAACUUUGACAACUUUGACCGCAACAUCAACUGUCUGAGUUUGACUGACAGAUACGUUCAAAAAGAGUGCUCAAAUGUUUGUAACAGUAUCCGAAUCGAAAUUUCUCAAGCCGAAGUGGACCGAAUGGCAGAGAUGGAGUUCAGCCGUCAAGAGAAGAGUGAAUUUGUGGAACAGAAUAAGCAUUGCAAUUUUAUCGCAUGCCAUCAAAUCUGUCAUGAGUACAUAAUCAACAAGAUCUGCAUUGACAGUGCAGCAUCAGCUCGCUCAGUUGUCAAAACUUAUUACGAUGCGUAUUUGGAACAAGAGUAUAUCGCUUUGAACAAAGACGAUCAGGAUGAACUCUACUCAAGUUUUUGCAGAAGGGUCACACCUGGACAAGACGAAAACGCUUACACUGCUAACAUGACCCGAUACAACAAUUUGACCCUUGACCGAAUGAAGAACGACAUUCGAUCGGCUUUCUCCAUCCUUGAUUAA